AAUCUUAAGAACAGAUUGUUGAUUAUAGGUGAUGAUUAGUGCCCUCUAGUGGAGUGAUGUUUAAAGUAACAAUAAUAGAUGCAAAUUAUGCAAUGCUUUAUGAAAGUGAUUAUUAGAUGUGAAUAGAAAGGAACAGGCCCUUUUUCCCUACACACUAAAUAUAAACUUAGGGUAAAUGGCAUAUACAUUUACACAGUGUAAAUAGCUGCUGCUGAAACAUUUUUGGCUUAUUUAAUGCCACUUUUUGACAUUGAGAUCACAUCCAGUGGCAAAUUAAAUGUUUUGUCAUGCUGUUUCUAUAUAAAAGCACAUCUGCCAAGACUGUAUUAAUAGAGUGUCUUGUUAUGCCGAUGCAUCAUAUGUACUACUAGUAAAAGGUGAUUUGGUAGUCAUUAUAAGACAAUAUCAUAUGAUGUGCUUCCUCAUAUUUUUUAAUACGUUUUAAAUGCAUAUGCAAAUGAAAAUACAUGUAUUUGAGCACUUCUUCGCCCUCAAAAUAACAGUGUGUUUGAGAGAAACUGUAUCGGGUGAUGGAAGACCACACGAUGCAUCAGACGGAUCACAUGACCACUAUCGAGGCCCAUGCCGUCACUCAGCAGGUCGGGCAGGUGCACGUGGCCACGUACACAGAGCAUGGCAUGCUGAGCGCUGAUGAGGAUUCGCCAUCCUCGCCCGAUGAUGACGUUUACGAUGACUCUGAUAUACUUAACUCAACUGGAACAGAUGAGGUCACCGCACAUCUGGCUGCUGCAGGGCCUGUUGGCAUGGCAGCAGCCGCAGCUGUGGCAACAGGGAAGAAACGGAAACGACCGCACAUCUUUGAAUCAAACCCUUCAAUCCGUAAAAGACAACAGACUCGCUUACUUAGGAAGCUGAGAGCAACUCUGGACGAGUACACAACACGAGUUGGCCAGCAGGCUAUUGUGUUGUGCAUCUCUCCCUCUAAACCCAACCCUGUGUUUAGAGUAUUUGGAGCGGCACCGUUAGAGAAUGUGGUGAGAAAAUACAAGAGCAUGAUUCUGGAGGAUUUGGAAAACGCUCUGGCUGAACACGCGCCCCCUGGUGGUGGAGAACUCAGCUCUGAACUGCCUCCACUGACUAUUGACGGCAUACCAGUGUCUGUGGACAAGAUGACACAGGCCCAACUCCGAGCGUUCAUUCCAGAAAUGCUAAAGUAUUCCACAGGCCGUGGGAAGCCUGGCUGGGGGAAAGAGAGCUGCAAGCCCAUCUGGUGGCCAGAGGACAUUCCCUGGGCCAACGUACGCAGUGACGUCCGAACAGAGGAGCAGAAACAGAGGGUGUCAUGGACGCAAGCCCUGAGGACUAUCGUUAAAAACUGCUAUAAGCAGCAUGGGAGAGAGGACCUGCUCUACGCCUUUGAGGACCAGAUCACCACACAACAAGUUGCCACAACAACCACUCACAGCAUUGCACACCUGGUGCCGUCACAGACCGUAGUGCAGACGAUCAGUAAUCCUGAUGGAACCGUCUCACUCAUACAGGUUGGAACUGGAGCCACGGUAGCAACGCUGGCCGAUGCGUCAGAAUUGCCAGGCACGAUGACGGUGGCCCAGGUGAAUUACUCCACAGUGACAGAUGGAGAGGUGGAACAGAAUUGGGCCACACUACAGGGAGGCGAGAUGACCAUCCAGACCACGCAGCCAUCGGAAGCCACGCAGGCUGUGGCCUCCUUAGCCGAAGCUGCGGUAGCUGCUUCGCAAGAGAUGCAGCCAGGGGCAACUGUUACUAUGGCACUCAACAGGUACUCAUGUGAAGCAGCAGCUCACGCAGUGGCGACGUUAGCAGAAGCGACUCUUCAGGGAGGAGGACAAAUUGUGUUAGCAGGAGAAACGGCGGCUGCAGUAGGAGCUUUAACUGGCGUUUCGGAUGGCAGUGGUCUUGUCCAGAUUCCAGUCAGCAUGUAUCAGACUGUCGUCACCAGUUUGGCCCAGGGAAAUCGACCCGUUCAGGUGGCCAUGGCUCCCAUAACCACGCGCAUCGACAACACGAUGACGCUUGACGGACAGGCGGUGGAAGUGGUGACCCUAGAACAGUGACAUACUCUACCCCUGCAGGUGUGUGGGACAGGACGUUCGGCGCCUAUGUGAAUAGCUGCUGGAAUAUAGUGCAAAAAUAAUAUUUGAAGCUGUUCACAUAUGUCUGCAGGGGGCUGGAUAGUUCUUUUGUUUUUCUUUUUUACAUUGUACACAGUUCAUUGUCUUUUUUUUUUUCCUAGUGUUGUUAAAUUUGUUAUUGUCAUUGUGUUUUUUUUUUUUAGCUGUUGUUUGAUAAAUGUAUUGCAGAGGAUACUUAGAAAUUACAUUGCAAGAAAACGAAAUCAACCACAUUUUCAGCCUUUAAAAACUGGUAUAAUUUCAUUUCUUCCCAUGCAAGCUUUGUGUUGGUCAUUCUUGAUAUUUCCUCAGUUUUCAUCUGUAUAUCUAUAUAUAUAUAUCUCUAUAUAUAUAUGUGCGAAACAUCUUGUGCCAUAUUUGAGUCAUUUCAUUAAUAUAUUGUGUAAAUUGCAUUAUGAUUUUAGUGUUAGAUCCCAUUGACUACUGAGAUGACAUGCAUUUUUUUUUUUUGCUUUUUGUCAGUCUGUAUAAUGUAGAAUUCUUUGUAUGCAUUUCACGUGAACUCCCAAUGUAAAAAAUGGUAUGACCUUGAAUGAUUAUGUGGUAUAUUGAAUGAGACCACCAUUUCCUGUCGGUACAGAAUUAUUCUGAAAUUUGAGCACAGUCGCUCAGUGCUAUCUAUAGACUUUCACUGAAUUGUACUAUUAAUUGAUAACUAUAAAUGUUGACGACUUACCAGUGGUGAGGCUGAAGAUGUAGCACUAUAUAUCGUUCAACUUUUAUACUUCAGAACAUGAACAGAACUUUGCAUAACUGAUUCUGUUAUGAAACUGCUGGGGAAAAUGUUUUAUUUAUUUUUUAUUUAUUUUUCUAAAUGUUUAGAUGUGCGCUCUUAUCUUUAGAACAACACACAAAAUCACACAUUGAAAGAGGUAAAGGUAUGAUAGAUUUUAUUGCAAAGUGAAAGAACCAUAAAUUCAUUAUCUCUUUAUCUCUCAAGCUCUCCUAUUGUUUCUACAAUGCAAAUUUGUGUGGCAAAUAUGGAUGUUUUGUUACGGUUUAGCACCUCUUCCACCCAUAAUCCAUCAAGUUUUCUGCUCCUGGUCGGGUUGAAUUUUUAUACGACUAAAACCUCAUACAAGAUCCUUUUUAUGUAAAUUUUGUAAAAUAUAAGGUUUGAUGAAACCGAACUCUCCCAUGUUGCCGGUGAAUGAAUGAUGGUGACAUUGGCGGAGUUUGUCUUUCCCUUUUUAUCCAGUCUUGGAAAUAAAAUGGCCACUAUUCAAAA
Sinocyclocheilus anshuiensis is the source of this 3363-nucleotide messenger RNA. RefSeq names its product nuclear respiratory factor 1-like. Gene Ontology annotation, biological process: regulation of transcription by RNA polymerase II. The coding region runs from base 531 to 2057 and encodes 508 amino acids. Gene Ontology annotation, molecular function: DNA-binding transcription factor activity. Lineage: Eukaryota; Metazoa; Chordata; Actinopteri; Cypriniformes; Cyprinidae. The record is from RefSeq and is a predicted model, not a curated record. The transcript has 11 exons.